Molecule: messenger RNA, 2224 nt
Organism: Bactrocera neohumeralis
Lineage: Eukaryota; Metazoa; Arthropoda; Insecta; Diptera; Tephritidae
Product: 17-beta-hydroxysteroid dehydrogenase 13-like
Exons: 6
Coding region: 57-986 (309 amino acids)
Cellular component (GO): lipid droplet
Molecular function (GO): oxidoreductase activity, acting on the CH-OH group of donors, NAD or NADP as acceptor
Source: RefSeq, a predicted model, not a curated record
UUCAGUGAUAUCUUUACGCUUAGUUCUGUGUUAAAACUUGUACUUGUGUUUCAAAAAUGGUUGGAAAAAGUUUGCACAAAGCGCUUACCUUGACCACCUAUAUAUUAGUGGUGAUUGUCAUAUAUCCUAUAGUGCUUGUAGUAUCUACUAUAGUUACCAAUAUUGAAAGUUGCCGACGCAAAAAGGAAAAAUCUAUCAAAAAUGAAGUGGCCGUUGUCACUGGUUCAGCUAGUGGAUUGGGUAAAAAUAUCGCCACAGAAUUGGCGGCGAGGGGUUGCCAUGUUGCUAUAUGUGAUAUCAAUUACGACUUAGCUGUGACGACAGCUAAAGAAAUCGCCGAGAAAUAUGGCGUCAAAGCAAAAGCUUAUAAGGUGGAUGUCACCAAAUACGAUGAAAUUGUGGAACUCAAUGAAAAGCUAACCAAUGACAUUGGCGCCGCCACUAUACUCGUGAAUAAUGCGGGCUUACUGUUUCAUCCAGAUAGGUUGAAUCCCACAGUGAAGGACAUUGAAACGAUGAUAAAUGUUAAUUAUACUUCACAUUUCUGGACAAAUCGUGUCUUCAUGGAGAAUAUGAAGCGUGCCAGGAAAGGUUAUCUUAUGGGCAUGUGUUCUUUAUCCGGUCUACAAACAUUGGCGCAGUCCGAACCUUAUUCCAGUACUAAAUUCGCUGUACGUACCCUAAUGCGAAUACGGCGAGUCGAACUAAAGAUGGAAGGAUUCAGUGAUAUUCACUGCACUACCGUAUUUCCUCAUUUUACUCGAACUAACGCUAGGGUUACCCAGGUAGCUGAAGAUGUAGGCUUCACUAAGUUAUAUCCAUUACUAGAAGGCGAAGAAGUCGCGCAGAGAGCUGUAUCGGGAAUGUUAUGUGGUGAAGUGGAGGUUAUUAUACCGAGUAUCAUUGCCCUCAUCUAUCGUCUCCAAGUACUUUUGCCACAACGAGUUCAAGAUUGGUUGAUUACUGCAUUUGUAAAAAACCGUUAGGACAGUAACAAGUAAAGAAACCAUUUCUUCGAAGGCAACUGAACAUAUUCAGAUUCAGAAAUAUUAUCGCUUAAUUAAAUUCAAAUAUCUAAUACCAAUAAUAGGAUUACAUGAAAUUAAACAAAAAAAAAAAUAGUUUUAAAUUUAAUAUAUGAGGCAUAUGAGGGAAAAGUCUUCUUAAGGGGAAGAUUUCAUUAAUAUUCAGGGGAACAGUACUACAGCAAAAAACGUAAGCUAAGAAAGCGAAAUUUUCAAUGCGGCUCAGUGCCAUAAGGGUCACGUGUGCAUUUCGUACGGUAUCCCACGAAGCGUUUGGGGUUUUAGCAGGCAUCAUGUCACCAAAGAUAAUGGCCAUGGAACUCAAAAAAGUAUACGACAGGUCUAAAAGACUGGGUAGGCGAUUAACAGCUGAAGAACGCGAGGAAAAGAGGCAAACAAGCCUCAAUGAGUGGCAAAAACGAUGGGAUGCAGCUACGACGGAGAGAUGGACCCACAGGCUAAUUAGAAGCGUACAAACAUGGCUAGAUAGGAAACAUGGAGAAACAGAUUUCUAUCUGACGCAGUUUUUGGCGAGAGACGGGUGUUUUAGAGAGUAUCUCUAUAAAUAUGGAAAUGACGAUGGGACGAAUCCUUCUUCUGCGACAGCAGCGCAGAAAACGCGCUGCAUAUCUCCUUUUUCUGCCGACGGUAUGAAAAGGAGAGAGCCGAUCUACAGAAACUGACAACGGAACAAGUGACACCGGAUAACAUAGUCCGGUUUAUGACAGAGUCAAAACAAGUGUGGGAUAGUGUUUUAGCGGCCAAUACGAAUCGUGCAUACCGUCCGGAAAAAUGACGGUAUCUUUCGAAGAUUCCAUCUCCAAAAUAAAAAAAAAACAAAAAAAAAGCUGGCGCAUGUUCAAGUACUCCGACACAAUGUAAUGUACCAUAGAUUUUGAUAAAUUUAACAUUUGGGCAAUUAAACGAAUAAUAAGCGACCUCUUCCCGAAGUACAGUCGCGGCGAAAGAAAAUCUGUCCUAUUACUUUCCGGACAAACCCUAUAUAUCUUGUCAAGUAUUAUUAUGCAGGUUGGGCAGUAUAAACAGGCGAAAUAAUGUUAGGGAUCAAAUUGGUUUGCAAUCCCUUGAGUAAUUGCUGAGAUGUGAGAGUUCUAGGCGAGGCUUUCUAAAACCUGCAAACAAAUUCGGUCUCUAGCUUCGGGAUGCUUCACCAGAGGCUCAAAUUGUUUACCUUUAUA